This is a messenger RNA of Polychytrium aggregatum, 1682 nucleotides long. RefSeq names its product cytochrome P450. Lineage: Eukaryota; Fungi; Chytridiomycota; Chytridiomycetes; Polychytriales. Bases 55 to 1614 code for a protein of 519 amino acids. Gene Ontology annotation, molecular function: oxidoreductase activity, acting on paired donors, with incorporation or reduction of molecular oxygen; steroid hydroxylase activity; iron ion binding. The transcript has a single exon. Gene Ontology annotation, biological process: bile acid biosynthetic process; cholesterol homeostasis. The record is from RefSeq and is a predicted model, not a curated record.
UAUUUGCGAGUGUCGCCGCACUCCCCGCCAACUCAACCCGGUCCAACCUCCAACAUGCUUGUCGACACCUCAUCGCUGCUCGACUGGAAGCAACUCUCCUCGGCGCUCUCGCAGCAAUCUCUGCUGUCGAUCGCUGGCACCUCCUCGCUGGUCGCUGCUGCCUAUUUUGGUGGCCGCCUCUUCUAUCGCCAGUACCUUCGCUUCCACGACGAACCCCCUCUGAUCUCUGGCUGGAUGCCAUUCAUGGGCGCCGCCUUGACCUUCAGCACCCUCGGACCCGAGCUGCUCCAGACCCUCCGCAAGACCCACGGCGAGUGCUUCACGCUCUUUGUUGCCGGUCGCCGAAUGACCUUUGUGCUGGACCCAUUCACCCAUCCGACCAUCACCAAGAACACCACCGACUUGCGCUUCCGCGACGUUGUCGAAGAAAUCGACGACAAGGCCUUCCUGACCCCGCCGCACGCCCUGAUCCACAUCCACGACGAUGUCCACAUCCAGUACAAAAAGUUGCUCCACGGCGCUGCACUCGACCAGAUGAUGGUGUCCUUCACUGACCAGCUCAAGGCCAAGCUGCAGGCCGUUCUCCAGGACCUGCCUCGAGCAACAGGUCCGGAUGCGCAGUGGACGCAGCUGCCCGGCUUCUUUGAGUUCUGCCGCAAAAUCUUCUUCCAUGCCACCACCCGGGCCAUCUUUGGUGAAGCCGUCGACCCCACCAUCCUUUACGACGGAUUUGCAGAGUUUGACCGCAACUUUGCUGCUCUGAUGUUUGGCGGGCCCGAGAUCUUUGUCCAGCAUCUGCGUCGACUGCAGCACCAACUCGCCAGCGACCUCAGGAAGGCCUAUGACUCGGAAGACAACACCAACAUCAGCCAGAUUGCCAAAGCUCGCCACGAGACCUUUUCCCGCUCGCUCUCAACCAUCCAGCAUGACCAACUGCAGUUUUCGCUGCUGUGGGCCGCUGCUUCGAAUACCCUGCUCGCUGCUUCGUGGACUCUGGCGCUGAUCGUCAGCAACCCCGAGUGGCACGCCGCCGUCAAGGCCGAGAUUGCCGCCGUCCAGCUGAAGCAGUCCCAGAACGGCUCCAAUUCCAAAGAGCCCUCGGCCAGCGCAGACGACGCCAAAGCCACCGAGGAGUCGCAGUCGGACUACCCCAUUCUCAUGGCAUGCAUCUCCGAGUCCCUGCGGCUCACUGCGAUCGGCCUCUUCAACCGCAUCGCUGCCAAAGACCAGAUCCUGACCAUCAAGUCGACCCAGCAGCAGUUCCGCAUCCGCAAGGGCGACACCAUUGCCUGUGUGCCCUAUGCAACCCACAGAGACGCCGAGGUCUAUCCCAACCCCAAGAAUUUCGAUCCCAGUCGCUUCCUAGCCUCCUCCGACACCAAGUUUGUCAAAGACGGCCGUCCCGUGCGCAACAACCUCACUCCCUUUGGUGGCGGCCCGUCCAUGUGCCCUGGCCGAGUCUUUGCCCGCCGCGAGAUCCAGCACUUUGUCAUCCAGUCGCUGCUCCAUGCCGACUUUGAGCUGCUGCAGCCCGUGCCCGAAUUCGACACCCGUCCUGACUAUGCCAUCCUGCCGCCGCAGCAUGAUAUUCCCUUCCAGCUCCGUGUGCUCUGAGCCAGUGCGCACAGCAGCUUCGGCCAAUUCAUAAUCCUCAUAUGAGCUUGAAUACACUCUGAUGGCCG